Messenger RNA from Sciurus carolinensis (gray squirrel), 1207 nucleotides. Its product is annotated as protein FAM187B-like. The record is from RefSeq and is a predicted model, not a curated record. The transcript is spliced from 2 exons. Lineage: Eukaryota; Metazoa; Chordata; Mammalia; Rodentia; Sciuridae. The coding region runs from base 92 to 1207 and encodes 371 amino acids.
CUCACUUGCUGCUCAGGGUUGAGGUCUGAGUGUGAGUGACCUCACAAUAUGCAGAGUGGGGCCCAGCCCACUGCCACAGCCUCAGUCCACCAUGCUGAGUACCCUGUGGCUGCUGCUCAGCUUUGCUGUCCCGGCACAGGGGGUCUACAGAUUUGUCAGCUGCCCCCAUGGCAAGAAAUGCCAGAAGGCCCUGCUCUCGGGCAAUGACGUACUCCUACAGUGCCAGUCUGCUGGGGCGCACUGGUCCUUCUUCUUCCUGCAGACCAGAAACGGCUGGACCACCUCCAACACCAGCGUUUCCAACAUGGAAACAACCCCUGUAGGCCAUCUUGUCAUCAGAAACCCACAGCCCUCCCAGACGGGCCUUUACAGCUGCCAGACCAAGAACGGCACCCAAGUGACACAGUACGAGAUUGAUUUCCAGAAUGUCAUUGCCCUGUAUAUUACACACAAAGACCUGGACCAAACUUCCCUGGAGAAUGGUUCCCUGAACCUGGGUCGCCGGGAGACCAUCUUCACCCAGUGGGAGCCCUGGCAGGACUGUAACCGCUGCAGGGUGCCCGGAGAACGCAAGCGCCUGGGCUACUGCUACGUCCAGGAGCCCCUGGGAGAACCCGUUCCCUGUGGGAUCUUUCUGGGACAGGCCAGGCUGAUGUCCAAGCGUCUGCGACCUGAGAUGCAGGUGGAGGCCUGCCAAGUGCCCUGCGACCCGCACCAUGUCCACCAGAACGAGUACACCGUCUUCGACAAUUUCCAUUUCAGCAAGGACUCAGGAUCUCUGUGGCUCGCCUGCCCCUUGGGAUCCAUCUACAGGCCCAUCAUGUGGGAAGCCAACGGCACCUCCUUAACUUGGCAGGACCAGCUCUCUGACCAGGAGAUCGGCACCAUCCUGGAUCCUUCCACUGGCGGCAGGCUGCUGCAGAUUUUCCAGCCGGCCACGUACAAAUGCUUCGUCCAUCAGGAGUUCAUGGCUCAGUUCAGCCCCAUGAUCAGUCCAGAGAAGCUGGAGGAUCAGAAGAGCAAGAAGGAGGACCAGCACUGGCAGGUGGGGAAGGUCCUGACCCCACCAAAGGAGGCAGACUCAGUUCUCAAGGGGUUGAAGCUCAUACUGCUGGUGGUCUUUGUCCUGGCCCUGGUAGGGCUGCUGUUCAGGGUGUUCCGCCCCACCUGGGACAAAAGAAAGAAUUCGGUCCUGCUGGUGAAAUAA